CAGCAUGCGAACUUAGUCAUUCUCUUGCAUACGUUGCUGUAUCAACUUUAUUUAAUAACAAGUCUUGUAUACAUAAAAAUAUAUAAAUAUUCAUUUAAAUAUUUAACGAAAUUUCUUUGCAACUUCUGAGAUCACUUUCAUUCGUGUUUGCAACCUGUUUCACCAGAAAUGGAUAUCAAGGUCAUCUUGUGUGUUGUUUUAGUCUGUAUGAGUAUGAGUGAUGUCAAUGGAAGACGUGUCAGGCGAUCAUGGGAUGAUGGUGAACUGCAAAUGUCUUUGGUGGAUCAUACUGACGACAACAUUAUGUUAUCAAGGAUAUGGAAACGGGCGGCACCUCGGGAUUAUAAAAAAACUAUGAAAUCUAAUGAAGCUAUUCCCGAUUAUGAUGAUCCGGAUCCAGAUGAUAAUAGUAAUCUUGAUACUGGUCCUCCAGCUGCUUCUAAACCACCUGCACCCAAAGCACCAAGUAAAAAAGCACCUCAAACUAAACCUAGACGACCACCUCCAGGUGGUCAGAAUAGAAAUAAUCGUAAACCUACGACUGAAAAACCGAUUAUAUGGAUAUCUACAACAGAUCCUAAUUCUGUGACUGAUGAUCCUGAAUUAGAAAAAAUGCCUGAAAUUGACGUUUCUUCGGAAUCUGCAUUUACUCUUCCUCCUGUACCUGAAGACAAACCAGAAACAGCUAAAAAACCUUCGAAACCUCAAAGAAAUAAAAAGCCAAGUAACUCCGAUGAAAAUGAAGAUUCAGAAACUCUAAAUGAAGACGAAAAUCCUAAUAAUAGUGAAAAUCCAGAAGAUGAGUCAAAUAAACCUGGAGAUAGAAAAAAUCCCAAUGACAAAGAACAGCCUGAAGAUAAAGAUAACAAUAAAUCGGAGGAGCCUACCGAAGAACGAGGGGAAAAUAAAGAUGAACCAAGGAAACAACGAGAUGAUGAUAAUGAUGGAAAAGAGUCCGACAAUGAUGAAGAGAAUCCUGAUGAAUCUGAGUCUGUGAAACCAUCACCUACUCCGAAAACGUCUGAGAAAUCAACGCCUAACAAAAGACCACAAUCAAAAACUCCUUCAAAAUCUCCGACAUCCUCUAAUAAUAUUGAAGGACCUCGUAAACCAGCUCCACCUCGUCAAAAACAGUCAACAACAACCACCGAGAGUCCUGAAGAAGAUGAGCUAGAUGAAGAACCAGAAAAACCAAUACACGAAGACCCAGAUUAUGAUGAAAAUACACCUGCACCAACUCCAGCUCCCAAACCAAUAAGGAAACCUCGUAAAUCAAUACCACCUAGUCGAAAACCGACGACUACAACCACAGUAGGUCCUGAGGAAGAAGAACCAGCAGACGAGGAGCCAGACUAUGAUGAAAAUACACCUGCACCAACGCCUAAACCAACUAAAAAACCUCGACGACCUGUUCGUCCUCGUCGAAAACCAUCGACCACGACAACUGAGAGUCCUGAAGAAGAAGAGUUGGAUGAAGAGCCUGAAGAACCUAAUGAUGAAGACCCUGACUAUGAUGAAAAUACACCUGCACCAACGCCUAAACCAACUAAAAAACCUCGACGACCUGUUCGUCCUCGUCGAAAACCAUCGACCACGACAACUGAGAGUCCUGAAGAAGAAGAGUUGGAUGAAGAGCCUGAAGAACCUAAUGAUGAAGACCCUGACUAUGAUGAUAAUACACCUGCACCAACGCUUAAACCAACUAAAAAACCUCGACGACCUGUUCGUCCUCGUCAAAAACCAUCGACCACGACAACUGAGAGUCCUGAAGAAGAAGAGUUGGAUGAAGAGCCUGAAGAACCUAAUGAUGAAGACCCUGACUAUGAUGAAAGUACACCUGCACCAACGCCUAAACCAACUAAAAAACCUCGACGACCUGUUCGUCCUCGUCGAAAACCAUCGACCACGACAACUGAGAGUCCUGAAGAAGAAGAGUUGGAUGAAGAGCCUGAAGAACCUAAUGAUGAAGACCCUGACUAUGAUGAAAAUACACCUGCACCAACGCCUAAACCAACUAAAAAACCUCGACGACCUGUUCGUCCUCGUCAAAAACCAUCGACCACGACAACUGAGAGUCCUGAAGAAGAAGAGUUGGAUGAAGAGCCUGAAGAACCUAAUGAUGAAGACCCUGACUAUGAUGAAAGUACACCUGCACCAACGCCUAAACCAACUAAAAAACCUCGACGACCUGUUCGUCCUCGUCGAAAACCAUCGACCACGACAACUGAAAGUCCUGAAGAAGAAGAGUUGGAUGAAGAGCCUGAAGAACCUAAUGAUGAAGACCCUGACUAUGAUGAUAAUACACCUGCACCAACGCCUAAACCAACUAAAAAACCUCGACGACCUGUUCGUCCUCGUCGAAAACCAUCGACCACGACAACUGAGAGUCCUGAAGAAGAAGAGUUGGAUGAAGAGCCUGAAGAACCUAAUGAUGAAGACCCUGACUAUGAUGAAAAUACACCUGCACCAACGCCUAAACCAACUAAAAAACCUCGUAGACCAUCGUCUCGACCAAAAACAACUAUAACCACUGAGAGACCUGAAGAAGAUCCAGAAGAGCCUGUAAAUCAGGAACCAGAGUAUAAUAAUGGUCCAGUACCCUCUACUACUCCCUCAAAACCAUCAAAAACAGGACUAAAUGAUACAAAACGUCGACCAACUAAGCGUCCAUCUCCAACUCCAAAGACUCCUGAAAAAAAUGAAGAAGAAGAUAAUCAAGAUCCGUCAGAAGAUCCUGACUCAGAUCCACUACCAGAUUUCUCACCGAGAUUUGCCGAUACAGAACCAGAAGAUGAUUCAAAACAACUCGUAAAUAAUCCAAUGAAUCCGUCAAUAAGUUCAAAGAAUUUUCCGAAUAAUCCUUUAAAGUAUCCAAGUUCUAAUAUGGGACCAGGAAGUGGUUUCGGUGAUUUUUCCGGAUUUCCACCAGGUUUUGGUUUCGGUUCUGCAUCUAGUAUUGCUUCAGCGAAUGCUGGUGCAUCAGCUACUUCGAGUGCAACGGCAACUGCCAAUGCAAACGCGAAUGCAAAUGCUCUCUCUGGAUCUGUUUGGCCUUGGCCAAAUCUUCCACUAUCUUUUCCUAAUACGCCUAACUUUGAAUUUCCCAACUUCAGUAAUUCUGGAUUUGACCCUAACAGCGUCUUAGUACCUAAUUCUCCAUCAGAUCCAAGUUUAAAAACUGACAAACCUUCUGAUUCAAGCUCUCCUUCUUUUCAAUCUAAUCCUUCAGGUUACACACCAAUAAUCAGUAUUUCUGGUAAUUUCGAUAUGGAUGAUUCACCUUCCUCUAAGGUUUCUCGAUCUGAUUCUGAUUCUAAAUCUAUGUCUGGUAACUUUGGUAGCUCUACUUCUUUCAAUUUGAAUCCAUCGAAUAAUAAUCCUUCAUACGGUCAAGUACCAAUCAAUUCAAACUCCGGCAAUCCGGUAGGAGCCGGAAGUUACGCCAGUGCAAGUGCUAGCAGUUCCGCAAAUGCUGGAGCAGGAGGGUCCAGUUUUCCACAAUUCCCAUGGCCAUCAUUUAUGGGAAGGUUCGGCGCAAAUAAUGAAUUAAAUGGAUUUCCGAGAGAUUUCGGAUUUGGGCCAGGUUUUCCUAACUGGGUUCAAGAUCCUUCAUUGAAUCAACCUGAGAUUAAAGGUUCCUGGGCGAGAGCUUCUGCCUCAAUGACAGACAAUUAUGGUAAAGUAGAUCCUUCCGCAUUAACCUAUAGUCGCACUCAAGUUGGCAGUACUAGAAUCUCCGACAAUUAUGGCAAUCAGCCAAAUAACCCGGCAUACUAUGGAAAUCCGUAUAGUGCUGGAGGUGCAGGACCUGGGGUAGGACCAGGCGUAGGAUCAGGUUCAUCAUGGGCUUGGGGCUCUUCAAAUGCUGGUCCCCAAGGAAGUCACCAAGCUGGUGCUUUUGGACCGGCUAAUCCCAAUAUCCAAUCACGUUUUGCUGAGGAUCUUCCAGCGAGUGGAGGUGGUGGUUCUUACGCAACCUUCUCUCAAUCAAGCUCCAGUUCUCAAAUUGGACCAGAUGGCAAAGUUAUCAGUCACAAAACAGUUACUACUGGUGUUAAUGAUAAUGGCAAAGUUUCUGUCAAGACCAUCCAUGAUCCUUAGAUUUUCAUUUUUCUAAUUUUCAAAAUUUUUUGUUCUUGAACAUUUUAAAACUAUGUAUUCAUUAAGAAUGUUUAUCAACUCUAUUAGUCAAUGUGUUAUUAUAUAAUUAGCGUUAUUCUUUGAACAAUAAUUUUUGAAAAAUUUUAAUUUCGAUGAAUACAAAUUAUUUUACAUCACCAUUGGGAUUCAUAGAUUUUAUCUGCAAAAUUGAAAGAUUGUAAAUUAAUUUUUCAAGUUGAUUUUUCUCUUCUUUUAUGAGGUCAUUUAAUAAAAUAUUAUUUUAAAA
This is a messenger RNA of Chelonus insularis, 4387 nucleotides long. Its product is annotated as cell surface glycoprotein 1-like. The transcript has 6 exons. Bases 169 to 4101 code for a protein of 1310 amino acids. The record is from RefSeq and is a predicted model, not a curated record. NCBI's taxonomy places the organism in Eukaryota, Metazoa, Arthropoda, Insecta, Hymenoptera, Braconidae.